Molecule: messenger RNA, 222 nt
Organism: Vavraia culicis subsp. floridensis
Lineage: Eukaryota; Fungi; Microsporidia; Pleistophoridae
Exons: 1
Coding region: 1-222 (73 amino acids)
Source: RefSeq, a predicted model, not a curated record
AUGUGGAUUACAUUGCGUUGCGAUGAUGGGGAUGGGUGGCAAAUGCGGGGAGUGUAUGAGCAGAGGAUGAGUUGUUGGUGUGGUAAGGGAUGCGUAUUGAGGAUGGGUAGAUGGCCUAUUGGGCGGUGCAGCUGGGUUGAACUAUCACAUAAAAAUGUGGGAUGGUGCGUUAAAGGGUGCGUAGCUGUUGUUACCGUGUUAAAGUACUUUGUUCGCUGUUAA